AUGUCGCGAGACGUUAAAUCAUCGUGGAAACAACUCUUUCUCUUCACAAGACGGUCACACUCCGGUGCUUUAAUCGCUGCAUUGCUUGCGGCUGGCUUCUCAGCAGGCUUCAAAACUGUUCUAUCGGUCAUUCUUGGAAAAGUAUUCGAUAUUAUCGCGGGCUUUGGGAAUGGAUCGCUCAGCGGGGGUGAUGCCCUUUCACAGGUGGGAAGAUGGGCACUUGUCCUUGUAGGACUGGGCGUUGGCAAUUGGAUCGCAAGUACAGCGUUCCUUGCCCUCUGGGUCAUGUUUGGAGAGCUGCAGGCAUGCAGUGUUCGGCAAGGCAUCUUUGCAAGUCUCCUCUCCAAGGACAUGGCCUGGUUCGACUCUCAAUCCGAAGGCAUAUCAAGUCUUCUCAUCAGAAUACAGACACAAACUCGCGAACUGCAACUCGCAUCAUCUCAAGUUCUCGGUCUUCUCGUUGGCGAUAUCAUCACCUCAAUCGCUUCCCUCGGCAUCGCCCUCUACUACUCCUGGAAACUCACCCUCGUUCUCCUCGCCACUCUUCCAAUCUCAGCAAUCGUACUCUCACUCGCUACAAAGCGGCUAGAACCCGCCAUCCAAGCACAGAAGCGUGAACUGGCAGUCGCUUCCAAGUUCGCCGUUGCUUCAAUCACAGCCAUCGAUCUCGUCAAGGUCUUCAACGGAUACGAUCAGGAGGUCUGGCAGUAUUACCCAGCUGCUAAAGCUGCAGCGAAGCAGUACCUGAUCCAAGCGCAAUGCAACGCUCUGCAAAUGGGCUACGUUGCUUUCUGGGUCGUGGCCAUGUUCGUUGUCGGUUUUUGGUACGGCGUUGUGCUCGUCAACAACGACGGUCUUGCCGCUGGCAGUGUUUUGACGACUUUUUAUGCAACACUUGCAGCAUUUCAGGGCAUUGAGGCCUUGAUGCCGCAGUGGUUGGUCCUCGCAAAAGGUAUGUCGGCCGGUAGCUUCCUCUCCAGCAUCACGCGGAAUGUGAGGAACGGCGAAAUCGUCAAGCCAAUGACGGGAGCGUUGCGGCCCCUGAGUUGCAGCGGUGAUAUCGAAUUGAAAUAUGUGAGCUUCGCAUAUCCCUCGAACCCGGCCCAAAAAGUGCUUCGCGAAUCUAGCUUCUUCUUCCCCUCGGGUGAGAUGACCUUUAUUGUGGGAAGAAGCGGCUCUGGGAAGAGUACAUUGGGCGACCUCAUUGUUGGCUUCUAUGAGCCCUUGAGCGGAAAUGUUUAUGUCGACAAUAAACCCCUACAGGUUCUUGACAGACAAUGGGUCUGCGAAAAUAUUACCUUGAUUCAACAGUCCAGUAUCUUAUUCAACGAAAGUUUCUUAGAAAACGUAGCAUUUGGCCACCACGAUCCCGGAAGAGCAACACGGUCCGAAGUAUUGCGAGCCUGUGAUGCAGCAUUAAUGCAGUCGACGAUUUCGGGACUUCCCGAAGGUCUAGAUACCAAUGUCGGCGCUGAUGGAUACAACUUGAGCGGUGGGCAGAAACAGAGAUUAGCACUUGCCAGAGCUCGACUUCGAGACCCUCCAGUGCUGAUCCUUGAUGAGAUUACAAGUGGUCUUGACCAGGUCAGUCGCGUGCUCAUCAUGGAUGCGAUCCGAGCAUGGCGACGGGGCAAGACUACCAUUAUCAUCACACAUGAUGUCGCCCAAAUCGACGCCGAUGACUUCGUCUAUGUGAUGGACAAUGCAUCACUCGUUCAGGAGGGAUUUAGAAAGGAUCUAGAUACGCAAGUUGGUGGCACCUUUGCCACUCUCGCAUCAACCGUAUCAGACGAACCAGACACGCCGAUAGAUAUCACCAUCGACUCUCCCAACCCGCCUCUUUCUCCCCUUUCUCCCAUAUUUCCCCCUCCAGGUAGGACAUCGCGUCUCUCACAGAUAGUCGUCGGAGGAUUGGAGUCUUUCAGUCCAGCCCCAACAAACGCUUCUACACGAUUGACUCUGGGCACAAACACAGCAGCCGCUUUUCGCAUGCGGACAGCUCGGGCUUGGGAGAGGGAAACCCUCACUGUAGCUAUACCCGAACCUGGACCUGUACGAUCACAGUCCGCCACCGACAACCAUCCAAUGGCCAGUUUCUACGACGAGAAGCACGACAGUGCAGUGAGAUCUCACAGCAGUCUGGAUGGUAUGGAAAUAUCAUGCACACUGGUGUCAUUCGACGAACCAGAAUAUCUCUUUGGGGGAGCCGAACGUCCCAAGAGCAUUAGAAGGCUAAGGCAAACCAGGUAUAACGACAAGCUUCAGCCAGAUAAGGUGGAUGAUAAAGACAGCGAGACUAAGGACCUCCCUCCACCAAUGCCUCUAGCUUCAAUAUUGAAGACAGUCUGGCCAGCUUUGGGACGCGGGCAUCGGCUUCUUCUUAUCUUCGGAAUACUGACCUGCCUGGUUGGAGCAGGCUCUAUUCCUGCAUUUGCGUAUUGCUUCGCGCAACUCCUGGGCGCGAUGUGGUCACAAGGUGACAAGCUAGCAGAGGGCAAGAGAUGGGCUAUCUAUCUCAUUGUCAUCGCGGUCAUGGAUGGUGUUUGCACUGGCGGUGGUCGAUAUCUUCUUGAAAUGGUGGGGCAAGCCUGGAUCAACACCAUCCGAGUCGAAGCAUUGAAACGAAUCCUCCGACAACCAAGAGCAUGGUUCGAUCGAUCACGCAACUCUCCUGGCCGUAUCAACGAGUGUCUUGACCGAAACGCCGAAGAGAUGCGCAACAUUGUUGGCAGAUUCUUGCCCAUCAUCAUCACAGUCACCGUCAUGAUCAUUGCUGCUGUUGCUUGGGCGCUCGUCAUCUCCUGGAAACUCACGCUCGUCACUCUCGCGCCGCUGCCUGUCGUUAUGGGCGCAGUCAAAGGCUAUACCAUUAUUAGUGGGAAGUGGGAGGCGCGCUGCAACAAGGGGGCCGAAGAUGCAAGUGCAACUUUGACUGAGAUCUUUGUCAACAUCCGAGUCGUUCGAGCUCUCACUCUAGAAAGAUACAUGGGUGCGAAGUAUAUGAAAGCAGUGAGGCACACCCUGGGCCUGGGGCAGAAGAGGGCAGGGCACACCAGUACAUUGUAUGGACUGUACCAAUCAGUCAACUACCCCCUUACAGCACUUGUGUUCUACUAUGGAACUGUGCUUCUGGCGUCGGAGAGGGCGAUCACAGCAACAGCCGUGGUAGCAGUAGUGAAUCUGCUUCUGUUCAGCAUGGGCACGGCGACGAGUAUUCUUAGUACGAUACCACAAGUCACGAUGGCCCAGUCGACCGCCGCGCAGAUGUUGGGCGAGCCUCGUGGAUACUACAAGCCCAAAACACCGCUCCCAGUUCGACUUGACAAUCUCGGGUUCUCAUAUAAGUUAAGCUCGGAGAGACCAGUCCUGCGAGGAGUGUCAUUUGAGGUGGAUGCUGGAGAUUUUCUAGCGAUUGUUGGUCGGUCAGGCUGCGGCAAGUCGACGGUGAUCUCACUGAUGUUGGGUCUCUGUGCUCCUACCAAAGCCAAGAUCCUCAGCACAAGGCCACCAUUAAGUUUUAAUGGGUAUUCCCAUGCGCACGUCGAUAUGGAGCAUCUCCGUUCGAUGAUGGCUUAUGUGCCACAAACGCCGUUCCUUUUCCCAGCUACCAUUGCAGAGAACAUCGUGUACGGCUUAGGUGAAGUAUCGCCCCUCCGUCAAUUUCCUAGCAUUCUAGCUGCUGCGAGAGCAGCCGGUAUCCACGAGUUCAUCACAACUCUUCCAGAUGGAUACAACACUCGAGUCGGCGAUGGAGGUCAAGCCCUUUCAGGUGGCCAGGCGCAACGUCUCAGCAUCGCGCGCGCACUUGUACGCAAGCCUCGACUUCUUGUGCUGGACGAGCCUACCAGUGCUUUAGAUGCAGAGAGCGCGGAGAUGAUUCGACAUACAAUGCAAAAGAUUGCGAAGAAGUCAAGGCGAGAUAUGGCGAUUGUGGUUGUGACGCAUAGCAAGGAGAUGAUGGCAAUCGCGGAUCGGACUGUUGUCCUGGAGAACGGUGUCAAGGUUGAGGAGGGAACGUAUCAUGAUUUGCUGCAAGCCAGAGGUCCUUUUGCACAAGUGGUUGGAGAUUUGAUAUGGGAGGGCAGCAAGGAAUUUAAUUGA
Fusarium redolens is the source of this 4101-nucleotide messenger RNA. Its product is annotated as P-loop containing nucleoside triphosphate hydrolase protein. Gene Ontology annotation, cellular component: membrane. The record is from RefSeq and is a predicted model, not a curated record. Gene Ontology annotation, molecular function: ABC-type transporter activity; ATP binding; ATP hydrolysis activity. Bases 1 to 4101 code for a protein of 1366 amino acids. Gene Ontology annotation, biological process: transmembrane transport. NCBI's taxonomy places the organism in Eukaryota, Fungi, Ascomycota, Sordariomycetes, Hypocreales, Nectriaceae. The transcript is spliced from 5 exons.